Molecule: messenger RNA, 660 nt
Organism: Physeter macrocephalus (sperm whale)
Lineage: Eukaryota; Metazoa; Chordata; Mammalia; Artiodactyla; Physeteridae
Product: dual specificity protein phosphatase 3-like
Exons: 2
Coding region: 1-660 (219 amino acids)
Biological process (GO): negative regulation of T cell receptor signaling pathway; negative regulation of T cell activation; negative regulation of JNK cascade
Cellular component (GO): cytoplasm; cytosol
Molecular function (GO): protein tyrosine/serine/threonine phosphatase activity; MAP kinase phosphatase activity
Source: RefSeq, a predicted model, not a curated record
AUGGAAUUAUUUAAUAACAUGCCUCGAAAGAACCUUAAAAUCGCAGCAAGUUCAACGUACUCAGUUUUCAGAUUAAGAAUCGGAGGUGCAGGGCCCAGCUUCUGCCUGUCGGGCCUGUUCGGGCUCUCGGUGCAGGAUCUCAACGACCUGCUCUCGGAUGGCAGAGGCUGCUACAGCCUCCCAAGCCAGCCCUGCAACGAGGUUACCCCCAGGAUCUAUAUGGGCAGUGCAUCUGUGGCUCAAGACAUCCCCAGCCUACAGAAAGUGGGCAUCACCCACGUCCUGAAUGUGGCUGAGGGCAGGCCCUUCAUGCACGUCAAUACCAAUGCCAACUUCUACAAGGACUCUGGCAUCAUAUACCUGGGCAUCAAGGCCAACGACGCACAGGAGUUCCUCAGCACCUACUUUGAAAAGGCGGCGGACUUCAUCGACCAGGCCCUGGCUCAGAAGAACGGCCAAGUGCUCGUCCACUGCUGUGAGAGUUACAGCCGCUCCCCAACUCUUGUCAUCGCGCAUCUUGUGGUGAGUCAGAAGAUGGAUGUCAAGUCUGCCCUGAGCACCGUUAGGAAGAACUGUGAGAUCGGUCCCAAGGAUGGUUUCCUGGCCCAGCUCUGCCAGGUCAAUGACAGACUAGUCAAGGAGGGGAAAUUGAAACUCUAA